AUGAAGUUUUCAUGCCUUGUCGCCGUCACCGCAACCCUCGUCCUCAGUGCAACACCAGUCCUGUCGCAGGAUGAAUUCACGACCUUGGAUGUCGACCCAGGUGCGGAACCCGUGCCAACACAAUACGACGAACCCGUCCCGGAGGAAGGCAGUGAAUAUGAAUACACAGGAGACGAAGAUUACUGGCACGGGCAUCCACACCUUCCCGAAGACUGCAACGACAUCCGCAUCUUCAGUGCGCGCGGGUCGGACGAGCCUUACCCGGGCCGCGGAGGGACGAUGCUAGGGGUCAUGUGUUACCUGUUCGAGUCGGUCGGCCUGUCGUGCGACUACGAGGACGUCGUCUACCCGGCCAACAUCUCGUACUCGGGACUCUUCUGCCAGUCGGCAAACAUUGGCGCUUCCAGGGGCCAGACUCAGAUGGCCGCCUACGUCGAACGAUGUCCAAACUCCCGGUUGGUCCUGACGGGCUAUUCUCAAGGCGGCAGUGUCGUCGGUGAUAUCUUGGGAGGCGGAGGUGGGCCAAUCUUCGGGUGUGACCAGCCGUGGAACCCAUCGAUGCCCAGGUCCACGGCGCCGGGGUCAAGCAUCGUCGCAGUCGUGACGUUCGGCGAUCCUCGCUUCACCGUCAACCAAGCGUACAACAUCGGCCGUGGAUCGGGGUACAGUGGUGUUCUGGCGCGUGAGGGCCAACAGCUCGCCGAUCUCAACCAGUACGACGACAUCCUCGCCAUGUGGUGCAACGCAGGCGACCCCGUGUGCGCCGUCGGCAGCGAACCCGUCAACAUCACGGCCCAUUGGUCCUACUACGACGAAUACACCGACGUGGCGUCCCGGUGGGUCGUGGCCACGGCGCUCGGCCAGUCCGACGUCCGCCUCGACUUGGAUCUCGACGGGCAGAACGAGAGCGUCGUCUUGAUGGGGAGGAAUUCGUCGAGGAAUGGUAAUGAUAGCGAAAGUGGAAGUGGUGGCGGGGAUGAGGAUGGAGGCGUGAGCUUGCGAGGUUCUCCCUCCGGCGGCAUAGGUGUGGUCGGGCUCGUGGCGUUGAUUACAGCGGGGUUGGUCUGUAUGUUGUAG
Cladophialophora carrionii CBS 160.54 is the source of this 1077-nucleotide messenger RNA. RefSeq lists its product as uncharacterized. The record is from RefSeq and is a predicted model, not a curated record. Bases 1 to 1077 code for a protein of 358 amino acids. The transcript has 2 exons. Gene Ontology annotation, molecular function: hydrolase activity. Lineage: Eukaryota; Fungi; Ascomycota; Eurotiomycetes; Chaetothyriales; Herpotrichiellaceae.